CAUCGAUAAUACUGCAGACAUCGUCCUUUCGAUUUUCUUAUUCGACGCGGACCAUCACUACCAGUGUUUUAAUGUCACGUCGCGAAAGACGCACAACAAAAUGGAGCUAUCAAACAAACUCCGUUGGGACCAAUUCCUGAUUUUGGCAGCAGCACUUAUGUCACCUGCAAUCACGGUGCUGUGUAAUGAUAUCCUCAGCCUGAAGGUGGCAGGAGAUCCAGUGCUAACCCCUAACUCUGUGUGCCUCAGGCUGGCAGGCCUCAGUAAACGUCAGAUGCGGAUGUGUGUGAGGAACCCUGAUGUGACAGCAUCUGCUCUACAGGGGAUCCAAGUGGCCAUCCAUGAAUGCCAGCACCAACUCCGGGACCAGCGCUGGAACUGCUCCUCGCUGGAGGGCUUUGGCAAGCUGCCGCUCCACAACUCCAUCCUCAACAGGGGUUUUCGGGAGAGUGCCUUCUCUCUGGCCUUGCUGGCAGCGGGCGUGGCUCACUCUGUGGCCUCGGCUUGCAGCAUGGGCAAGUUGCGGGGGUGUGGCUGCGAGGCCAAGCGUCGCCAGGACGAUGACAAGAUCCGGCUGAAACUCACACAGCUGCAGCUGCAGACGCUUCAGAAGGGUGGGGCAGGCAUCGACUUAACACGGUCAUUACCCUCAGAGCUGAAUGGUCAUCGUGGCAGCCUGCCCACUAACCUGCGCUCAGCCCACCCCUCAGCCCUUCUCAAGCCCUUACCGGAUGAGCUAAGCUCUAUGCAAGACACCUGGGAGUGGGGGGGGUGCAGUCAUGACAUCCGUUUCGGGGAUCGCUUUUCCAGGGACUGGCUCGACUCCCGGGGGUCUCCAAGAGAUAUCCACGCCCGCAUGAGGAUACAUAACAACCGUGUGGGACGACAGAUAGUGACUGACAACAUGACAAGGAAAUGCAAAUGUCACGGCACAUCAGGGAGCUGUCAGUUUAAGACCUGCUGGCAUGUGUCUCCAGAGUUCCGUCUUGUGGGCUCCAUACUCAAAGAAAAGUUCCUGACAGCCAUUUUUGUCAACUCUCAGAACAAGAAUAAUGGGGUUUUCAACCCUCGGACAGAAAACGGCGCCAGCGGAACCCAAGGGGGUCUCGGCGGAGGGCGUCGUCGAAUCAUGUCCAGAGAGCUGGUGUACUUUGAGAAGUCUCCUGACUUUUGUGAGCACGACGUGUCCAUAGACUCUCCGGGAACACACGGACGAAUCUGCAACAAAACUAGCUACAGCACAGACAGCUGCAGCUCGCUGUGCUGCGGCCGUGGACACAACAUCCUCAAACAGACACGCAGCGAGCGCUGCAAUUGCAGAUUUCACUGGUGUUGUUACGUGCUGUGCGAGGAGUGUCGUCACACAGAGUGGGUCAACGUGUGCAAGUAGACGUCAGUCUGUUCCCCCCUCAGUUCGAGCGGCUUUUACUCAUCCAGGACUCAAGAUGGCGAGCCUGUCCCUUCGCCCACUCAUGUUGUUCGAGCUUUUGUUUUUGCUCCUUGUGCAACUCUCCCAGAGAUCCUGUUUACCCCCCACCCACCCUCUUUUUUUUAAGUCCAUCAUCUGGGAUCUAUUUUCUUUUUGUAGACGCUGUUAUUCUCAAAAUGCCAAGUCAGAGAUUGAAGAGGUGACUCAUGUCAUUUGUCUUCCCAUGGCCUGUUUAGACGCUGGCCUUUCAGCCAUGAAAAUGGCCCAUACUUCAUCGUUUGAGACCCACAAAGAAAAAGAAAGAAAGAAAACGCAACAGCAGAGGAGCUUCAGCGUCUACAAGCUGACUCAUCUUAUUGUACAGUAACAGUUUAUUUGAAUGUGUAUGUCUAUAAUUGUAAAUGUAUUAUUAUUAAUAUUAAUAUUGUACUAGAGCCUGUCUUUUUUCAGUGAAUGACAGAUUGAUGGUGGCCAUGUGGUCAGCACGGUGAAGCAGUGUGCAGACAGAACAGUCUCAUUUUCUUUCUCCAUUUGUACCAAAAUAAUACUCGUGUGUGACUCUGAAAAGUACUAAUUUGGGAACUUGUCUCACAAUCUCUCUUUACUGAUCAAAGAAGACAAAUUUUUUUUGGAAGGGCGAAUGAAUUUGACACAGCGCUUUCUCACAUGCAGGACUUUCAGAUGCUCGUCCAAGCUUGUACACUUGUAAAACUCAAGAUGGGAAACUGGAAGCAACAAAUCUCUAGAUUGUACGACUAAUGAUUCAGAUUUAUAUAUUUAUAUAAUGGUAACAAUAGUAAUCACUUCAUGAGUAUGGUUGCUAGUGGUCAUGUUUUUUAUGACUCUGUAUCAUUAUUGUGGCAGCAAAAAUGCUGUCUCUUGGGUAUGACUGUACUGUGAUUUGUGUCACUUUCCUAUGAAAUUGUGACUGGGCUCUUGAUAUUUCGUGCUUGCUUUUGUCCAUUUCAUCAGUCUGAGCACUCCUUAGAUUCUUCCCACAUGUACUACAUGUCAAAGUGAGAGAUGGACCUACUUUAGUCCUGAAAUGACGCUGAAGAGUGUGCGUCUGUUGCUGUGUAAAUGGGGGGUAGGCUCUGUGCACUACAGAUUUGGGAGGUGAGAGCCUUUUUUAUGGCCACUUCAUGCUGAGAGAAGGACUUUUUAUGGCUGCAGGAUAUUGUUUCCUUAAAGUAUGACUUUUAUUACUGGAGAGAAGCAUCAAGAGAGCAGAGAAUGGGGGUGAUUAUACCAGUCUUUGCUGUGCGAGCAUCUAAGGGGAUCAUCUGUCCAGAGUUCAUAGCCAAGGAAGGGACUUGUUGAACCACGUGCUUUGGGGACGCUGUAUCCCUGUUACCUGGGAGACAGACUACACAAAUAUAAACACAUGCACAUAAAUGCUUGCAUGGGUUGGUUUACGUACCAAGACAUGUAGGAACGCUGGCACCCGACGCUCAAUCAAAAACAUGCAUGUUGUUGCGCACAAAUGAACUGUAGAUUUAGCAAAAUGCUCCUGUCGCCACUUGACUCGAUUUAUGAUAGCAGCAUUCCUCGAUAUCUUAGAUAAUCCAAACCGUCUCCAUGCUUGGCC
Maylandia zebra (zebra mbuna) is the source of this 3017-nucleotide messenger RNA. It is a transcript of the gene wnt10b, whose product is annotated as wingless-type MMTV integration site family, member 10b. Gene Ontology annotation, biological process: neuron differentiation; canonical Wnt signaling pathway; multicellular organism development. Gene Ontology annotation, molecular function: cytokine activity; frizzled binding. The record is from RefSeq and is a predicted model, not a curated record. NCBI's taxonomy places the organism in Eukaryota, Metazoa, Chordata, Actinopteri, Cichliformes, Cichlidae. Gene Ontology annotation, cellular component: extracellular region.